AUGUCAGACAAAAACCAGCUUGGACAAUACAUCUACCUCCCCGAAACAACCCCCCACCUCGCCACAAUCCUCAGCUUCCCAUCCCGAGCCUCAACCUUCCCAUCCCUCUACGAAAAGACCUGCACCGAAAUCAUCGACCUCGCAGCAACAAUCGCCCACUUCGAGCCCGUACGCCUCCACGUCCGACCUGAAGACCAAGACCGAGCCCAGCACCUACUAAGCAACCGCCUACAAGCCAACACUACCACACCCACACCCACACCCACACCCACACCCGCAGAACAACUUCAAUCCCGCAUAACUCUCAUCCCCGCCCCAACAAACCACAUCUGGGUCCGCGAUACAGGACCCAUGUACGUCCGCAGCGCGGCGGACCCAACCAACCGACACGCGAUAGACUUCCAAUUCUGCGAAUGGGGCAAUAGCACCAGCGAAUUGAUCUACAACCCCAGUCCAGACAAAAAGGGUGCACUACCCGAUGGAUCAGACUGGCCAGUUCUAGACGCCGAACGGCGUCGGGAAAACACUGCAUUUGCGGCGCGGGUCUUGGAGCUCGAGGGGGCUGGGGUGUCGAGGGUUAUUUCCAAGGUCAGGCUUGAGGGUGGUGGGAUUGAGAUGGAUGGGGAAGGAACGUUUAUGGCUAUGGAGAGUAGUGUGACUGUUCCUUCUAGGAAUGAGGGACUCUCCAAGACUGAAAUUGAGGACGAAUUGAUCAGAUUGCUUGGUGUUAGGAAAUUUAUUUGGAUUCCAGGUCGGGAGGGGUUGGAUAUUACGGAUUAUCAUAUUGAUGCUGAGGCGAGGUUUAUUCGGCCUGGUGUUGUUGUUGUUGGGAAACCGCAUGUCAAGUGUAAGAAGGUGUUUUGGGAUGUUUAUUACGAGAUGCGUCAGAUUUUGGAUGCGGCGGUUGAUGCGCGCGGGAGAAAGCUUGAGGUUAUUGAUAUUGAGGAGCCGGAUCCGACGAUCUUGCAGGGUGAUGUGCCGGGGGAGGAGACGGAUGUUGCGGCUUCGUAUGUGAAUUUUUACUUCACGAAUGGUGGGUUGGUGAUUCCUGCUUUUGGGGAUGCGGAGAUGGAUCGGAGGGCUUUGGAGACGCUGCAGAUGUUGGUUCCUGAGAGGGAGGUUAGGCAGGUUGCCGUGAACGCGCUGCCCAGGACUGGGGGGGGUGUUGCACUGUACUACGCAACAAGUACUAUGAUCGUCUCUUCUCUUUGCCGCGGCAGGGAGGUUCUCUCAGGGCUGGCUGUGGGGUUAUUUGAUUGGUGA
Molecule: messenger RNA, 1263 nt
Organism: Penicillium cosmopolitanum
Lineage: Eukaryota; Fungi; Ascomycota; Eurotiomycetes; Eurotiales; Aspergillaceae
Product: agmatine deiminase family protein
Exons: 1
Coding region: 1-1263 (420 amino acids)
Biological process (GO): putrescine biosynthetic process
Molecular function (GO): protein-arginine deiminase activity; agmatine deiminase activity
Source: RefSeq, a predicted model, not a curated record